This is a messenger RNA of Corticium candelabrum, 1275 nucleotides long. RefSeq lists its product as uncharacterized. Lineage: Eukaryota; Metazoa; Porifera; Homoscleromorpha; Homosclerophorida; Plakinidae. The record is from RefSeq and is a predicted model, not a curated record. Bases 73 to 564 code for a protein of 163 amino acids. The transcript is spliced from 6 exons.
GGUGUGAAAGGUGUAUCGGUGUUGCUUAGAGUCAAUUAGUUUGAUGUUGUCAAUGGUGUUGUAGUCGACUGGAUGCAUUGUGUUCUUCUUGGUGUUACUAAGCAAAUGCUUGGCUACUGGAUGCUAUCAUCUAAUCGAGGAAAUCCAUUUUAUAUUGGUGACAAGGUACAACAGCUUGAUAGUCGUCUGUUGAAAAUUAUCAUUCCAGACUUUUUCAGUAGGAAGCCAAGGUCUCUUGCAGAACACAAGUCUUGGAAAGCAAAUGAACUGAGAUCGUGGCUUCUAUAUUAUUCUUUGCCAAUACUGCAAGGAGUCUUGGCAGAUUUGUAUUAUGUUUACUUCCUUCUGUUGUCAGCAUCUAUUCACUUACUGACUAGAGAAAGUAUUGGAGAAGAAGACUAUACAGCUGCUUCUCAAUACUUAGAAGACUUUUGCAACAAAGCUGAAUUUCUCUAUGGAUCUGCUAUUUGUACUAUAAACUUGCACUUGUACGGCAUUUGCCAGCGGUUGCAAAGCGAUGGGGACCUCCGUGGGGCUUCUCUUGCUCUUGGUUUGAAAGUCUAAAUGGUCAGCUAAAGAACUUCAUUCAUGAACUCGAUACAUUAACAGCCAGGUAGCAUUUGCUGUCACGAUGUUUCAAAGUAUGCCAAAGUUAUUGCCAAGUCUUUUCAUUAUUAAUACACCGCUGUGGGUUAGGGAAUUUGCUGUGAAGUUAGCAAGAAUUGUUCACCAUGAAAUGUUUGAAUUGCCAAAUCAAUCUAUGACUGAAUGCGGUCAUUGCCAUAAGACAAUCGUUCCAUUGCGAUAUCAUGAUCAGAUUAAUGAAUGUUUAUAUCGACUUCAACGAGACCUUAUAUCUGACUCAGAUUGGAUUGAUCGAAUGCAACGUUAUAAGAUCAAAGGUCAAGUGUACGUAAAGAAAGGGGAUUCAAGGAUUAAACAACAAAAUGGAUAUACAAUUGCAUAUCAGACACAUCAAUGUAACACUAAAUUGUUGGGACACAUUGUGGACAUUUAUCUGGUGAAUGGACAUGUACUGUUGUACUUCAAAAAUGGUGAUGGUUCAACACAAUCCAGUGUUUUAUUAUGAAAAUGGCACUUUAGACAAGUACAAAAAUUUUCAACCUGAUCAAAUUCUAAUAGUGACUGAAACAGAAGAUUUUGUUGUUAUAGAGCAAUCUGAAAUUGUGAGUAAGGUAGUUUACCUAGAUUUUGGUAGCUGCAUGUCCUAUGUAUGUUUUAUUAACAAUUUUAUUGAAUGUGAUUAAAAUUACA